AUGACCGGGCCAACAAGUACAAGUGCUCCCACUACCCAAGCCGCAAAAGCUGCACAGUGCAGCGUCCUUGCCCCUUUGAAAGUCAUCCAAGCCACUGAGCAGCAUUGUCAUCAAUUGUCUUCUUUCGAAAAGGCAUUAGAGAGACUUUUAUCAGACAUUGGCCGUUCCGAUCCUUGCAAGCUCAGUUCUCAAGUCCAGCGUCAUCUUCGGAUGGCAAUUUUGAGCAACCAAGAUACCUGUGCAAGAUUCCAGAAUAAUUUCAAAGAAUGGACCGAUCACUCCACCAAUGAAUAUCUUCACGAAUCGGAUUCAGGUGGGUUUGAUGUGUUCGGGGAGAUAGAAUUGCGACUCUUGGGCGAACGGCUACAUAUGUUGGAAUUUACCAUAUACAUGGCGAUGGAAGACUCCGCGUUUUAUGUGAAGCUCGAAUCCCCAAUCUUGGGCAAACCGUCUGGCUAG
This is a messenger RNA of Penicillium alfredii, 459 nucleotides long. RefSeq lists its product as uncharacterized. The coding region runs from base 1 to 459 and encodes 152 amino acids. The record is from RefSeq and is a predicted model, not a curated record. NCBI's taxonomy places the organism in Eukaryota, Fungi, Ascomycota, Eurotiomycetes, Eurotiales, Aspergillaceae. The transcript has 2 exons.